AUGUUCAACACCUCCAUCUUCGAUAACGCCGCCUCCAGCCUGCUGGACAGCGGCCAGGAAUUUCUAAAUGUGCCUCAGCCCAUUGAUAUAACCCACCAGAGGCAGCCCAGUAUCUUCAACAACUCCAGGUUCCGUAGGGAGCUGAUUGCACAUUCCCAAGGCAUGGGAGGUGUUUCCUGGGGCUCUGUGACUAUUGGCCUGUGGCUCAAGGACGAGGUGAUGAUGUAUCAGAACCAUCCUCAGGGGAACAGUGCCAAUCUUCCGGGUAAUCUUAUAAACCCUAGAAGAGGGCUGUUUCGAAUGUCGCUGGUGGCGGCUCCCGUGGCGGCUCAGAAUGCUGCUAAUCUUCACGCUGGAACGCUUUCGCCGCCAAACACUACCCUGUACCUUCCUACGUUAGAAGCUGACUACUGUAAAGACUAUUCGUGCUGUGGCCAGCUCUUGCCCACGCUACACGACUUGCUUAGACACUACGAGGAGGCCCACAUUCUGGCGUCGCCGCCUCAGGAAGCCAACUCGCAUAUCCUUGCGGCCCACCGCAAUAGAAACAAUAUUAACAACAUCCAUAAUGUCAUGGAGACCGUGCUGACCACAGAUGUGUUCUUGAACAACCACCAUCACCAGGCUGCGCAGCAACAACAGCAGCAGCAGCAACAGGCCCAGGGCUCUUUGCAUCUCCCGGCAAAUCAUUUCAACCUCCAGAACCAGACCAUAAGCCAGGGCGCCGUUCCAGGGGCCAUGCUGCCUUCUGGCAAUGGUACUCCUCAGCAACAGCAUGUAAACCAGCAACAGAGACAUCUCCCGCCUCACAGAGUCAACCAGGCGGUUGCAGAUGCCGACUCCGAUAGCAUGUACAUUGACGACCCAGCUCGCCACUUGUACGUGAUGGAGAAUGAAGAGUACAAGCCUUUCAAGUGUCCUGUGAUUGGCUGCGAAAAGACAUACAAGAACCAGAAUGGUCUCAAGUACCAUCGUCUUCAUGGCCACCAGAACCAGACACUCAAGGAGAACGACGACGGAACGUUUUCCAUCAUCGACCCGGAAUCCAACACUCCUUACCUUGACGGAGCCGGCAUGGAAAAGGAUAAGCCUUACCGUUGUGAGGUCUGUGGCAAGCGCUACAAGAACUUGAAUGGUCUCAAGUACCACAGAGGCCAUACUACUCAUUAA
Messenger RNA from Candidozyma haemuli, 1170 nucleotides. RefSeq names its product zinc-coordinating transcription factor (gene SFP1). The record is from RefSeq and is a predicted model, not a curated record. Bases 1 to 1170 code for a protein of 389 amino acids. The transcript has a single exon. Gene Ontology annotation, cellular component: nucleus. NCBI's taxonomy places the organism in Eukaryota, Fungi, Ascomycota, Pichiomycetes, Serinales, Metschnikowiaceae.